GUUCCUAAAGAAUAGGCUAGCGAAGAAGAAGAAGAAGAAGAAGAAGAAGAAGGCGGCGGCGUUGGCCUGUGAUGAGACUUUAACUUUUAAAGAUGUCGAACCGGCUUCCAAAGAAAAUUCUCGUGACGGUCAUUGUGUCUGUUUCCGUUAUACUCGUCCUCCAUGGAAUCAAUAAGGAAUAUUUUGUAACAGGUAUCCUGAAUUCACGAAAGCCUGGAAAUGUUGAUGUAGGCCAGAUCUGGAGACAUUUUAGUCAGAAAACACAAGAGAGUUCUGAGCAAUUAGCUUACAACACAACAAGUGUUGCUCACUGGGAAGCCAAUUUAGCAGCCCAAAAUGCAUCCACCCAGGAAGAAGCCGUCAAGAAAAUUAUGCAGAAUUCAGUCAAGAUCACGGACGCAGAGACCAAAAGCACGUGCCAGCGGAGGAACAACAUCGGUUUCUUCAAGAUGCACAAGUGCGGGAGUAGCACCGUGCAGAAUAUAUUGAUGCGGUACGGCAUUCGGUACGAUUUGAACUUCGUGCUGCCGCCAUCUGGGAACUACCUGGGACAGACGUACUUCAACAGGCGCUUCAUGAUGACCUUUCCGGUCCACGAGUACAACAUUCUCUGCCAUCACACGCGCUUCAGCAAAGAAGGAUUUGUCUCUGUGUUGCCUGCUGACUCUGCCUAUGUGACCAUCAUCAGAGAUCCUGCCACCAUGUUUGAGUCCACCUACACCUACCUGCAAUACCAGCGUCGGUACGGUGUCUCCUUAUCCACCUUCCUGGAAAACCCGAAUAACUACUAUGAACCAAACCCUGGAAAAGACCAUGCCAAAGAUUCUAUUCUCUUUGACCUAGGUCUAGAGAACAAUCUCAAGACCAAUGCUGGCGCAGUCGCCAAGAAGAUCCAGCGCAUCUCAUCCGAAUUUGACCUGGUCAUGUUGACGGAGCACUUCUCUGAGUCCCUGAUCCUCCUUAAAGAACUCAUGUGCUGGGACUUCCAGGACAUUGCCUUCUUCAAGAUGAACGCACGCAGCCCCACAUCCGUUAAAACCCUCACCGACACAACCAUGAAGAAGAUGCGGCAAUGGAACGACGGUGACACAAAACUGUAUGAUUUCUUCAACAGGACAUUCUGGGAGAAAGUAGAUGCCUUCGGGGAAGAGCGUAUGCGCAGGGAAGUCACCAAACUCGAGGAGAUGAACCAGAUGCUGAAGGAUCGGUGUAUAGAUAAAGUGGUUACCAACGACAAAGGUGUUUGGCACCCAACAGGUAUCAAUGUGGAAAGCUUUAAAUUGAAAGAAUCUGUAGCACACGAUAAAGACUGCCAAUUGAUGGCCAAGACGGAACUUCCUUUUACCUCCUAUGUCCGACAAAAACAGCUCGCCAAAUACUUUGGACAAAAAGCGCCUGUCCUUUGAGGCCAGCCUGGAUGAAUUUUUGAAUACCAUACUCCCUAUCCCACCUAAAGAUGCAUAGUAGUGGGCUAUCAUGGGAAGUUUGAUUCCAUUUGGGUGUUUACCAAAUAACAGGUGCUGUCAAUCACUAGGAUUGCCCUUCAGUUUUUAUGACAAACAGGCCUUAUGUAAUGCUUUGCAUUUUCCACCAAUCACCCCAUAUGGAAAGGUGCAAUGGCUCAGUGGUCUCAUAACCAGGAGGUCCUGGGUUUGAAACCAAGUCGCUGUGCUAGUGUCCUUUGGUAAUGCUACGGUCACAAAGGUUCGUACGAACGAUAAUUUCGUACGGAUCUCCCUGUUUUUCCAUUGUCUUCCCGAAUUUCCAUUGCCUGAAAAUGUUCGUACGGCGUUCGUAGCAGUUCGUAAUGGCAUUUGUGACCGUGGCUUAAGGCUUUAAUCCUCAUUACCAAGUUCCUUGGAGACGACUUAAAGCCAUUACAAUUUAUUCAUGCUUUCUUAGUAGUCGGGUAAAUCAAAUAAAUCAACCAAAUUACAAAGAGUAUUAUUCUUGUGAUAUUGUCUUGUCCUGGGAUGUCUUUCUUUUUGCGCAACUUUGACCAAUAAAUGUCUUAUAAAUUGUAUAUAAAACAUUAACGAAAAAGAGUGGAAAAGUUAGUAAUAGAUCAACAGCAGUGUCGAGUUGUUUUCGGACAUAGCAAUAAUGUUGUUUUUAUAUGUUAUGAAAUGCUAUUAUCUUUUUAUAAAGAACAUGUUUAUAUACAGUGAAACUAGAGAUUGUCAGAACUUUCACAAUAUUUUUUUUUCUUCUUCACAGUAUUCAUGCAUUUCUUAACUUUUUCCCUUGAGUCUACAUCUAAUAAUGUAUGUACAAAGAGAAGAAUUUUAUUGUGGUUUGUAUGAUAAAUAUUUGUAUUCAUUUUCAAUCAAUUCAAUUCAGGUUAUAUCACAUCUCUUUAUAAAACACCAUUAAGAAAUAUUUGUGAAAAGCAUUGUAGUUUAUGGGCAAGUCCAUGCUAUUUUGGCCCAUGAGUUCCAAAUCACAAUUACCAUAUGAGAUGUUAAUUUACAGUUAUGUCAUCAUUUGUCAUGAUUGAGGUUAAGGGCAAUCAAAUGUUGGUUAGGAGUGGAUUUGUAUUGAAAAAACAGAGAAAAAUUAGAGAAACAGACAGGUGAAAGUUUGAAAUCAAUCAGACAAAAGAUAAGAAAUGUAUACAUU
Messenger RNA from Strongylocentrotus purpuratus (purple sea urchin), 2619 nucleotides. Its product is annotated as galactosylceramide sulfotransferase. Bases 93 to 1406 code for a protein of 437 amino acids. Gene Ontology annotation, cellular component: membrane. Gene Ontology annotation, biological process: glycolipid biosynthetic process. The record is from RefSeq and is a predicted model, not a curated record. The transcript is spliced from 4 exons. Gene Ontology annotation, molecular function: galactosylceramide sulfotransferase activity. NCBI's taxonomy places the organism in Eukaryota, Metazoa, Echinodermata, Echinoidea, Camarodonta, Strongylocentrotidae.